GAUUCGUUUAAUAAGAUCAUUUCAAAGUUUGACUUAUACGAAAUUGGAUGAAGUGUUAAUAAUAUGUCUAGUUCGGGAAAUCAGUGAUUAAAGUGAUAUUAGACAUUUACAUAGUUCUUAAGUUAAUAUUAUUUUUUAGGAUUUAAUUCCCUCGUACUUACCUAACACUAACAGUACCUGCUGUCAAUAAAUGCUGUUACGGACUGUCAGUUCAAAACAAAAAUGACGAAUAGCAAUAAUAAUUUUGAUAGUCUCCGAAAUAAUGGUUCCCUUAAGCCGACAAUUGUUUCCGGAAUGGAUAAAACCGACGAAGUCAAUUCGGUUCCCUUGGGUGAACAAUCGAAAGCUAUUUUUAGACAGCAACUUAUGGUGUUUUUGAUAAACAUUGGAUUACUUGUUGGUGGAAUAAGCUUAGCUCUGCCAGCUGUAACCCUCGAUCAACUCACCGAUCCAAAAGAAGAAUUCCACCUGGACAAAUCACAAUCAUCUUGGUUUGCUUCCGCCAGUUCUAUAGCUUGUCCAGUUGGAUCGUUUUUAAGCGCUGUCAUGAUUGAUAGGCUUGGAAGAAAGAAGACAAUAGCUGUGACAAAUGUUAUAGCAAUCAUAGGAUGGGCCUUGAUGGGUUUCCAAUUGAGUGGAGAUCCUAGUUUGAUAUUUAUGCAGUUGAUAGCUUCUAGAUUUAUUUCUGGCAUAGCUACUGGAAUGGGAGUCUCGCCGGCUGGUGUUUAUGGAGCUGAAGUAUGUUUGCCCAAGAUUCGUGGCAGACUCACUAUGGUAAUAUCGAUGGCUGUUGCUGCUGGAGUUUUGUUCAUCUACAGUAUUGGAUACUUUAUAAGAGAUGACUGGAGACUUAUAGGAAUGAUACUGUUUGGAUAUCAGAUAGCUUGUUUUAUUAUUUUGAGUUUCGUCAAAGAAACACCCGGAUGGUUGCUGUCAAAAGGGCGAGUUGAAGAAGCUAAGGCUUCAUUGAAAUAUUUCAGAGGGAUUGAAACGGAACAAGUUCAUGAGGAAGUAGAAACGGAAUUCGAAGUUCUAUUGAAAACAAUUCAACUUAAAGCUGGCGAGAAGAAAGCAUCGUUGCUGAAAUCACUUCGCCUACCCGAAGUACGGAAGCCUUUUAUUGUAGCCGUAGUUUUCUUCACGUUGCAGCAAUUUUCCGGAACUUUCGUAGUCAUUGUGUAUGCUGUUCAGAUUCUUAACAAAUCUGGCAUAGUCAUUGAUUCAUUUUUAUGUGCCGUUUGCAUUGGAAUUGCUCGAUUCUUCGUUGCCACAUUUGUUAUGACUUGGGAAUUGGAAAAAUGGAAUCGCAAACAAGUUGGAAUUUUUUCAUCCUCCUGCAUGGCCUGUUGCAUGCUGCUCUUAGCUGGCUCAAAUUGGUUUACAUGGCUACACAUACCUCUACUUCCGGCGUUAGUUAUGAUAACUUUUGUCUUCGCUGCGGCGGGGUUAUGGGCAUUGCCAUUUUUAAUUUUACCAGAAAUAUUUCCUCAAAAAGUUCGUGGAACUUGUUGUGGGUUGACAAUUGGUAUUGCUUAUUCGAUGUCAUUUUGUGCUAUAAAAUCAUUCUAUUUUAUGGUUGAUUUUAUGGGAGAUGGGAAUGUCUUUGCAUUUUAUGGUAUUAUGGGAACAGUGACCUCGUUAUUUAUAUUGUUCUUUAUUCCUGAAACAAAGGGUAACACUUUUAUGGAAAUCGAAGAAUAUUUUCGAACUGGAAGAAAAGGCAAAAAAGAACAAGAAAUUGAAGUCGAAAUGAAAGAAGUUUUCAUUGAAAAGAAAAGUGAAAAUGUUGAAACUAAACUUAGUGAAAAUUAUUAAGUUGAAUAAAAAAGAUAAAGUGAGAUGGGAAUUACUUAAAGUAUUGUUUAUAAAAUAGGUUUAAAUAUUCACUCAUAAUACCUAUGUAAGAUGUAAGACUAGAGUUAUUAAAAGGAAAACAAAAUAUUUAUAUAAAUUGUUAUGUACAUAGUUUUUGUAUUUUCAUUAUUUUUUUAAUACACUGUUCAUUAUUUCAUGGAUUGAUAAAAGAAAUUUCACAAUAAGUGU
Messenger RNA from Eupeodes corollae, 2043 nucleotides. Its product is annotated as facilitated trehalose transporter Tret1-like. NCBI's taxonomy places the organism in Eukaryota, Metazoa, Arthropoda, Insecta, Diptera, Syrphidae. Gene Ontology annotation, biological process: transmembrane transport. The transcript is spliced from 6 exons. The coding region runs from base 223 to 1815 and encodes 530 amino acids. Gene Ontology annotation, molecular function: transmembrane transporter activity. Gene Ontology annotation, cellular component: membrane. The record is from RefSeq and is a predicted model, not a curated record.